This is a messenger RNA of Neoarthrinium moseri, 1014 nucleotides long. RefSeq lists its product as uncharacterized. Gene Ontology annotation, molecular function: protein binding. The transcript has a single exon. Gene Ontology annotation, cellular component: Dsc E3 ubiquitin ligase complex; endoplasmic reticulum. The record is from RefSeq and is a predicted model, not a curated record. The coding region runs from base 1 to 1014 and encodes 337 amino acids. Gene Ontology annotation, biological process: protein processing. Lineage: Eukaryota; Fungi; Ascomycota; Sordariomycetes; Amphisphaeriales; Apiosporaceae.
AUGACCGGCCUGAAACCACCCUCGCUCCUCACCUCGUCCUCGCCUCCCGCUCUGUCGCCCUCGGGCGCGCCGCCACUGUCGCUCACGAUCCGCUUCAGCGCCAGCGUCCCGGACCUGGACCUCGACAUCCCGCACCCGUCGCAGACGACCGUCAUCAGCCUCAAGCACCUGAUCCGCGGCCGCCUCGCCGAGCCCAACUCCCAGCGCCGCCUGCGCUUCAUCCAGGGCGGCAAGAUCCUGCCCGACAAUGCCGCCCUGAGCUCCGUGCUGCGCGCGCCGCCCCCUCCGCCGCCAGCAGCCGCGGGAGGUGCGGCCUCCUCGCGCGCCGCCGGCGCCGACCACCACCACGCGCGGGGCAAGGGCAAGAACGUGCCCAACCGGCCCCCGCUGCAGCGCAUCUACGUCAACUGCAGCAUCGGCGACUCGCUGACGGACGCCGAGCUCGAGGCCGAGGCCGAGGCCGCCUCGGUGCCCGUGUCGGAGCAGCCGCCCAGCCCGCAGCCGCCGGCGCCGGCGCGGUCCCCGCUGGCCCCCGGGACGCCGGUGCCGCUGGGCGCGCCGGGGACGACGUCGGCGGCGGCGCGGGGGUUCGACCGGCUCGUGGCGGCCGGGUUCUCGGCGGCCGAGGUCAACCAGCUGCGGCUGCAGUUCCGCUCGAUCCACAGCGCGCGCUUCACGCCCGACACGCUGCCGUCGCCCGACAGCUUCCGGCGCAUGGAGGACGCGUGGAUCGACGACAACGGGGCGGCCGCGGUGCCGACGACGACGGGCGGCGUGGGCAUGGCGACGGCAGGGGCGGGCGGCGGCUUCGAGAGCGAUGAGUCCGGCCUGAUGGGCUCCAUCGACGCCAUGGUCUGGGGCAUGCUGGUCGGCUUCAUGUGGCCGCUCGGCAGCGCCAGCUGGCUGGCGCGGGAGCCGGGUAUGCACAGCGACCGGUGGAAGAUCAUGGUUGUCGCCGGCGUGUUCCUGAGCCUGCUCAUUGGGAUCGUGAGGGGCAUCUCAGGUGAAAGGUAG